Messenger RNA from Dipodomys spectabilis (banner-tailed kangaroo rat), 1151 nucleotides. RefSeq names its product lysophosphatidic acid receptor 4 (gene Lpar4). Gene Ontology annotation, molecular function: lysophosphatidic acid receptor activity. The coding region runs from base 39 to 1151 and encodes 370 amino acids. The transcript has a single exon. The record is from RefSeq and is a predicted model, not a curated record. NCBI's taxonomy places the organism in Eukaryota, Metazoa, Chordata, Mammalia, Rodentia, Heteromyidae. Gene Ontology annotation, biological process: phospholipase C-activating G protein-coupled receptor signaling pathway; positive regulation of Rho protein signal transduction. Gene Ontology annotation, cellular component: membrane.
AGUCCCUGCAGCUAGCAGGCCUUCUGAAAGCAAAAUCCAUGGGUGACAGGAGAUUCAUUGACUUCCAGUUCCAAGAUUUAAAUUCAAGUCUCAGGCCCAGAUUGGGCAAUGCGACUGCCAAUAAUACUUGUAUUGUUGAUGAUUCUUUCAAGUAUAAUCUGAAUGGUGCUGUCUACAGUGUUGUAUUCAUCCUGGGUCUAAUCACCAACAGCGCUUCUCUGUUUGUCUUCUGCUUCCGCAUGAAAAUGAGAAGUGAGACGGCUAUUUUCAUUACCAAUCUGGCCCUCUCUGAUUUGCUCUUUGUUUGUACCCUACCUUUCAAAAUAUUUUACAACUUCAAUCGCCACUGGCCUUUUGGUGACACCCUCUGCAAGAUCUCGGGGACUGCAUUCCUCACCAACAUCUAUGGGAGUAUGCUCUUCCUCACCUGUAUCAGUGUGGAUCGUUUCCUGGCUAUUGUUUAUCCCUUUAGGUCUCGUACCAUUAGGACCAGAAGGAACUCUGCCAUUGUGUGUGCUGGAGUCUGGAUCCUAGUCCUUAGUGGUGGUAUUUCAGCUUCUUUGUUCUCCACUACUAAUGUCAACAAUGCAACUACCACCUGCUUUGAGGGCUUCUCCAAGCGUGUCUGGAAGACUUAUCUGUCCAAGAUUACAAUAUUUAUUGAAGUUGUUGGGUUCAUUAUCCCUCUCAUAUUGAAUGUUUCCUGCUCCUCUGUGGUGCUGAGAACCCUUCGCAAGCCGGCAACACUGUCACAAAUUGGGACCAAUAAGAAAAAAGUGCUGAAGAUGAUCACAGUACAUAUGGCAGUCUUUGUGGUAUGCUUUGUACCCUACAACUCUGUUCUCUUCCUGUAUGCCUUGGUGCGCUCUCAAGCCAUUACUAAUUGUUUGUUGGAACGAUUUGCAAAGAUCAUGUACCCAAUUACUUUGUGCCUUGCCACUCUGAAUUGUUGCUUUGACCCUUUCAUCUAUUACUUUACCCUUGAGUCUUUUCAGAAGUCCUUCUACAUCAACACCCAUAUCAGAAUGGAGUCUCUGUUUAAGACUGAAACACCUCUGACCACAAAGCCUUCCCUUCCAGCUAUUCAAGAGGAAGUUAGUGAUCAAACAACAAAUAAUGGUGGUGAAUUAAUGCUAGAAUCCACUUUCUAG